AUGUCGAACCUCAUGUCACAAGGCACAUUCUACACUACGGACAUGGGCACGCCCCUCAGAAUUGCUCAAGUCCUCGGCCUCACCACCUCUGCCUUCCUCGCCGGCAAAACCUUCGCAGUCAGCUUCGGCACAGUACCUGCUCUGUUACAUGCGCCCGUCCCUCUCUUGGCGAAGCAGAUCGAUGACGUCUUCCAGGCCGACCUCAUCAUCAAUCCCGUGCUCGUUGCGCUCGGGACCGGAGUGUUUGGGUAUUUUGCUUACAGAGAUCCAAACCGCGGCUCCCCAGCCCACAUUCUCUACACAACCUCAUCCAUUCUCCUAGCAUCCGUAUUCCCGUACUCCCUCCUGUUCCUCCAUCCCAUCACCGAGAAGCUUACCCGCAAAGCUCAUUCCCUCUCCUGCGCAUCAUUGACAGAUACCGCGAUCGAGAGCGGUGUUGCUAAGGAGGAGACCACGCAUGCGCUGGUUGACAAAUGGGCAACGGUGAAUCUGGGCCGGACAGUGCUGAGUACAUUGGCGGCAGUGACGGCGACCUGGGCGGCGGUUGACAGAUUGGAGGUCGUGCCUGCUGCGGUGAGAUUGGGCGGCGGUGCAGGGCGUAUGGGGAAGUAG
Molecule: messenger RNA, 612 nt
Organism: Recurvomyces mirabilis
Lineage: Eukaryota; Fungi; Ascomycota; Dothideomycetes; Mycosphaerellales; Teratosphaeriaceae
Exons: 2
Coding region: 1-612 (203 amino acids)
Source: RefSeq, a predicted model, not a curated record